UAAUUAUAAUUGUAAAUUCAAAAUUCUAAAGUCGUCAACAGCAAGCCGUUGAUUCAUUCAUCUCUCCGCAGCGCAAGCUUUUCCGCCAACAUCUACUCUUUUUCUCUGAGCCCCCAAAUUCUCUCUCUCUUAAGUAAUUUGGUUAUUCCGGAGCAAUGGUGUUUCAUAAGGGCGCUUCUCUGUUGACGAAGCUGCGGUCGCGCGCUGUCCAACAGCCAGGUCUCCUCAAUUCUGUCCGCUGGUUCCAAGUCCAGACAUCCUCUGAGGUUGACCUACAUUCCCAGCUGAAGGAAUUGAUUCCAGAACAACAGGAACGCCUAAAGAAGCUUAGAUCAGAACAUGGUAAAGUUCAGCUGGGAAACAUUACUGUUGAUAUGGUACUUGGUGGAAUGAGAGGAAUGACAGGACUACUGUGGGAGACUUCAUUACUUGAUCCAGAAGAGGGAAUUCGCUUCAGGGGCUUGUCUAUUCCUGAAUGUCAGAAUUUGUUACCUGCAGCCAAGUCUGGAGGAGAACCUUUACCUGAAGGUCUCCUUUGGCUGCUUUUAACAGGAAAAGUGCCGACAAAAGAGCAAGUCGAUUCAUUAUCUAAGGAACUAAGAAAUCGUGCUACUGUCCCAGAUCAUGUUUAUAAAACUAUUGAUGCCCUACCUAUUGAUGCUCAUCCAAUGACUCAAUUUGCGACUGGUGUUAUGGCUCUUCAGGUCCAAAGUGAAUUCCAGAAGGCAUAUGAGAAAGGGAUCCAUAAGUCUAAGUACUGGGAACCAACAUUUGAAGACUCCCUUAGUUUGAUUGCUCAACUUCCAAUUGUAGCUUCAUAUGUCUACCGCAGGAUGUACAAGAAUGGGCAAGUUAUACCAAUGCACGACUCUUUAGAUUACGGAGGGAAUUUCGCACAUAUGCUGGGUUUUGAUGAUCCUGCCAUGCAAGAGCUUAUGAGGCUUUAUGUGACCAUCCAUAGUGACCAUGAAGGUGGGAAUGUCAGUGCUCAUACUGGUCAUCUGGUUGCUAGUGCCCUUUCUGAUCCUUAUCUCUCAUUUGCUGCUGCAUUAAAUGGUCUAGCUGGUCCACUUCAUGGCUUGGCUAAUCAGGAAGUCUUGCUAUGGAUUAAAUCGGUGGUAGGAGAAUGUGGGGAAAAUGUUAGCAAAGAAGAUUUGAAAAAGUAUGUCUGGAAAACAUUGAACAGCGGCAAGGUUGUUCCUGGAUUUGGACAUGGAGUUUUGCGCAAGACUGAUCCAAGAUACACAUGCCAGAGAGAAUUUGCUCUCAAGCACUUGCCAGAGGAUCCACUGUUUAAACUAGUUUCAAAUCUUUAUGAGGUAGUGCCCCCAAUACUAUUGGAACUUGGAAAGGUGAAGAACCCAUGGCCUAAUGUAGAUGCCCACAGUGGAGUAUUGCUCAAUUAUUAUGGUUUAACAGAAGCAAGAUACUACACUGUUCUUUUUGGCGUUUCAAGAGCUAUUGGCAUUUGCGCUCAGCUAAUAUGGGACCGAGCUCUUGGACUGCCGCUGGAGAGGCCAAAGAGUGUUACGAUGGAAUGGCUCGAAAAGCAUUGUAAGAAAGCUGCUUGAGCUUGAUUUGUCCUCAACAUAGAAGAAAGGCAUGGUAAUAAAUAUUUAGAAUAAUCAUUGCUUGAGAAAAAGCAUUUUUUGGGGAUAAAAUGAAGGUUGGCAUCGAGUUGAAUCUCAUGGCGUGUUUGAUUACAUUUUUUUUCUCUUAUAUUCCCAAGUGUUGAAUGCACUAUAAUGGCAAUUAUUCAUGCUUUUUGAACAUCUUUUUACUAUUUAACGAAUAUACAGCCGAUGUUGAAUGGGGCAGUUAACUGGUUUCUUCC
This is a messenger RNA of Salvia hispanica, 1834 nucleotides long. Its product is annotated as citrate synthase, mitochondrial-like. Gene Ontology annotation, cellular component: mitochondrial matrix. The record is from RefSeq and is a predicted model, not a curated record. Gene Ontology annotation, biological process: carbohydrate metabolic process; citrate metabolic process; tricarboxylic acid cycle. Lineage: Eukaryota; Viridiplantae; Streptophyta; Magnoliopsida; Lamiales; Lamiaceae.